AUGAGAAGGCAACUCCGGUCCAGAAGGGCUCCAGUCUUUCCUUACGGUUAUGGCUACAGACUUGAUGAUCAGGAUGAAGUGAAUCAGAACUACUUAGCAGAUGAAGAGGAGGAAGCAGAAGAAGAGGCUCAGGUGAUGAUGGCACUCGAACUGGAGGAAGAAGAAGAUGAGGAGGAGAAAGAAGAGGAUGAAGAGGAGGAAAAAGAGCAAAAAAAGGAAGAAGAUGGUCAGGGUCAGCCAACAGGCAAUACCUGGUGGCAGAAAUUGCAAAUGUUGAAUGAAUACUUAUGGGAUCCGGAGAGAAGAAUGUCUCUGUCCCGAACAGGUCAGAGUUGGAGCCUGAUUUUAGUCAUUUACUUCUUCUUCUAUGCUUCUCUGGCUGCUGUGAUCACUGUCUGCAUGUACAUGCUCUUUCUGACCAUCAGCCCGUACAUGCCGACCUUCACUGAAAGGAUGAAGCCUGACCUGUUUUCAUUGCCAGGAGUUAUGAUCAGACCCUUCGCUCAUAGCCUUAAUUUCAACUUCAACGUUUCUGAACCUGAAACUUGGCAGCAUUAUGUGAUUAGCCUAAAUGGCUUUCUCCAGGGCUAUAAUGACAGCCUUCAAGAAGAAAUGAAUGUAGACUGCCCCCCAGGACAGUACUUCAUCCAAGAUGGAGAUGAAGAUGAGGACAAGAAGGCUUGUCAAUUUAAACGCUCCUUCCUGAAGAACUGCUCUGGUCUGGAGGACCCCACUUUUGGAUACUCUACUGGACAACCUUGCAUCCUCCUAAAGAUGAACCGGAUUGUAGGCUUUCGUCCCGAGUUUGGAGAUCCAGUGAAGGUUUCCUGCAAAGUUCAGAGAGGUGAUGAAAACAACAUUCGAUCCAUGAAUUACUACCCAGAGUCGGCUUCUUUUGACCUACGCUACUAUCCUUACUACGGCAAACUGACUCAUGUUAACUACACCUCACCCCUGGUGGCGAUGCACUUUACCGACGUAGUGAAGAACCAAGUGGUGCCUGUGCAGUGUCAGCUGAAGGGCAAAGGCAUCAUAAAUGAUGUCAUCAAUGAUCGUUUUGUGGGAAGAGUAAUCUUUACCCUGAACAUAGAAACUUAAGAACUUCAGAACGCCACUCCCACUAGUUCCGUUUCUUGUUUUGUUUCUUAUCCCUGGUAGCACCUGCAUUCUUUUACUUCAAUUAGGACACAGUCCCAUAGAUGACUAAGGCAGCACAUCAUCUCUCCUUGCCUUUGACAUGUGUAUGAAAGUGAUAUUGUGGGACCUGUUUGAUUUUCUUUUAAGGUAGUCUUUCUUGAUGAAAAAUAGAUUACAUUCAUUUCCUUUCCCUUCACUUAAAACUAAGACUCAUUCUUACUGCCAAAAGCCUCACUUCAGUAUAAACAUAGUACUGGAUAAAAUCCUCAAUAGCCAUGCUUGGGAGAUUGUCUAUGAUGCUUAUACAUUCAUCAUGUUUUCUGAACUUUUGUUGGUUUUAAAGGUGAGAGUACUUCCAACCCGAAAGAUAAGCUAAACUUCUCCUUUCCCUUUUAAAAACUGCCUGGCAAGGUCCUUCUUUGACGAUACCCAUUCAAACUAAUUCAGACUACACUUAAGACCACUCUAUUUACAAAACUUUAUAUUCAGAGGACUUGAGAAACUGGAUACUUCCCACAGGAAACUAAAUACUGAUUCAAACAGUACGUUAUUAUCAACUGGGACAGAAGAAAUACUAAG
This is a messenger RNA of Perognathus longimembris pacificus (Pacific pocket mouse), 1716 nucleotides long. It is a transcript of the gene Atp1b4, whose product is annotated as ATPase Na+/K+ transporting family member beta 4. Gene Ontology annotation, biological process: regulation of DNA-templated transcription; potassium ion transport; sodium ion transport. The record is from RefSeq and is a predicted model, not a curated record. The coding region runs from base 1 to 1098 and encodes 365 amino acids. The transcript is spliced from 8 exons. NCBI's taxonomy places the organism in Eukaryota, Metazoa, Chordata, Mammalia, Rodentia, Heteromyidae. Gene Ontology annotation, cellular component: sodium:potassium-exchanging ATPase complex; nuclear inner membrane.